Molecule: messenger RNA, 3075 nt
Organism: Drosophila navojoa
Lineage: Eukaryota; Metazoa; Arthropoda; Insecta; Diptera; Drosophilidae
Product: protein Skeletor, isoforms B/C
Source: RefSeq, a predicted model, not a curated record
AUGGAAACGCCUUCAGAGUGGAUAAAAACGCGUCGUCAGGAACAAACUGAAUCAGCAGCAGCAGCAGCAACAAUUGCAACAAUGUCUAGAUCCAGGAUAACAACAUACGCAACAGCAACACAGGGAUUAAACAGCCUUUGGUCGCAGCUCUAUGCUUUUGUUGUUGUUGUUGUAGCUCUUUCACUGCUGCUAAAUUGCCAGGUCUGUCAAGGAGCAGGACGAGCACCACCGGAACCCUACUAUGGCCGCUACAUUGGACAGUUUACGAACUUUGCGCAUGGCAUUAAGGGCUCCAUUUAUGCCGUGGACGAGUCAACGCUGUUUGUUAAAUCCUUUGCCUAUGAUGGCACCGGACCGGAUGCCUUCUUUUGGGUGGGCAAAACGGCUAGACCAUCGCCCGAGGGCUAUAUAAUACCCUAUCCGGAGGAAUAUACCGGCUCUGAUCCGCCCGUUCUGCAGGCGCACAACAAUACGGACAUCAUACUGCGUUUACCCAUGGGCAAAAGGAUUAAGGACAUUCGAUGGCUCUCGGUAUGGUGCAGACGCUUUACGGUCGAUUUCGGUGAAGUGUUCAUACCGCCUGGCCUAGAUGUGCCCAAGCCUCGAGUACUGCCGGAGUUUAGGCGCCUGGCCCACGGACUUCGCUCCAGCAACAUAAGCGUUCUGGACGCCAAAACCUUUUAUAUUCCCAAUCUGCACUACGAUGGCGCCGGACCCGAUGCCUAUUUCUGGGUGGGCAAUGGCAGCGAACCGAAUAUUAUGGGCAUCAAGGUGCCCAAUGAGGUUGGAUCAUUGGACCCGUUGCGUGGCUACCAGGGCGAGGAUAUCGAGAUUCAAUUGCCGGGCAGCUUGACCGUUUACGACAUUGACUGGCUGGCAGUGUGGUGCGUGGAGUACAGACACAACUUUGGACAUGUCUUCAUACCCAAAGACCUGGAUGUGCCGCCUGCAUUGGGCCAGACGAAAAUUACGCCAUCAUGGUGGUAUUCACCCACAACAACAACGCCGCGGCCCGUCUACUCCAAUUGCCGUGAGAUUCUGCCGAAUAAGCUGCAGGUUAAGUGGGAGCUCCAGGGCGAAUACGUGCAGAUCGAGCUAUUCGGACGCAUCAGCGAGGAUCAGUAUAUGGCCUUUGGUCUGUCCGGCGCUAACGGACGCCCACAAAUGGCCCAGUCCGACGUUGUGGUGGCUUUCUAUGAUUCCAACGCUCGAGUGUUCCGCGCUGAGGACUAUUUCAUCUCCGAUUUAUCCCAGUGCGAUGGCCAACGUGGCGUCUGUCCGGAUGAGCGACUUGGCGCACGUAACAACGUGAUCGUAGUUAGUGGGGAUCGCAAAGGUGGCGUAACCAGCAUUCGGUACAAGCGGCUGCUGCAAACCAAUGAAGCCAUCUACGACAUGCCCAUACCCAUCGAUCGCGAGGUGUCGAUCAUUGCGGCCGUGGGACCACUGAAUGCCCGCAAGGAGGCCAACGCUCACUCGCACACUGCUAGCGAUCACAAUCCCGACGACAUUCGCAUCAACUUCUCGAAGCGGAACGAUCACUCGUGCAAGAACUCGCUGUAUGAUAUAAAGGACGAGAGCGGCCCCAAGCCGUGGCCUACGCUCAAGAUCAAAGGAGAGCAGAGGUUCCGCGCUAGCAUUGGAGCCACAGGGGGCAAACGUGGAUAUACAGCGAUUACGGGCAUACCCUCCUGGGGUAUUGCCUGGUACAUCAACGAUCUGCUGAUUCCCGAAAUAACUGUGGAGCGUGGCUUGACCUAUGAGUUCUUAAUCGAAGGCGGCAACGAUCCUGCACAGCCAGCCAGAUAUCACCCAUUUUACAUUACGGACUCACCGGAGGGUGGUCUGGGCCAAAAGACUGGACUAGAGGCACGCAAGCAGAAGGCCUAUGCGGGCGUUGAAUACGAUGAAGACGGCAAUGCGAUACCCACGGGCGUGGGUCGUUAUUGCGAAUGGGAGCAUCGAACUGUAGAUCGUUCAGCUGAAUUCGAUAACUUUGAGCAGUUCAAGAGCACACUAGUCUUCAAAUGUGAGGAUGGUGAGCCAGGCUAUCUGAACUGGACGGUGCCUAUGGAUGCGCCCAACACAUUAUAUUAUCAGUGCUUUACCCACAAUAAUCUGGGCUGGAGGAUAAAUGUGGUGGAUGCCGGCGCAAGCACCGCACCUACGACACUUCAACUCGGACAGAACCAAUUGUUCUUCUACACGCUGUUAACAGUUUUCAGCCUGGUUGUAACAAGUUCUAGAUUGACAAAUUCUUUGCUGGCUUGACAGCCAGAUUGUCAGUAAAUUGCUGUUUAGGAGUGUUUCAAGAUCUUUUGUUAGACAAGGUGGUUGCUUUGAGCAUAUCUAGAAUACUCUCUUUACAUAUCCUGAACCAUAUUAAAAAAAUAUAAUUUCAUCAACUAUUCAAAUAUAAAAUUUAACAAUCGCCAAAAAAAAACAAAAACAAGGAUCUUGAAACAUUCACCAGAAUAACAAUAGCAACCAGGCUAAUAUCAUCUGAAAAAAACAUAUCUUCAUCAUAAUUUUUAAGGUGUAAAACUGUUGAAAACUAUAGUAUGUGGGCGUGUGUAAAUGGCAGUGGUGCAUACUUACUGCACCUAGUGUAGCUGUAGGUAUACAGAUAGUAAUCGAAGCAUACAUGCAGUAAGGCCAAUGGAUCGUGCUUAGGAUUGAACGAAUGGAAGGGCAGAGGAAACUCUUUGUAUAUUUACGUAUAUGGAACUCUACUUUUUUACGUGUCUGAAAUGGGAAUACGAAACUUACUUAUACACUUACAUUUACAGUAAAACUUGUAAUUUUUCUAGAAACAACUACUACUUAUACACAUACACGCAUACAUAUAUAUAGAGAUAUAUCUAUAUAUAUAUAUAUACAAGACGGUUCUAAGUAAAUGUAAACCGACAAUAAAAACGCGACACUAUGACAAUAAAUGACAAUAAAUGUGCGCAAAACAAUUAAUUGGGCCGAAACUUUGGCUCGAUUAUUAUUGUACAAUAAGGAAUUAAUAAUAUUAAGAGUUUGCUAACACGAGAGAUAUGACAAUAAAAGUAAUUCAUAUAUUAAUCUCAA